GACCUAGAGUUGGUUUAGGCAGUAGGGAGUUUCUGCUGGGGUCUGGAUUGGAGUCACAGAAGACCGGACCCUACCGUGUAUGAUUGGAGUCUAAAGGAAAAAAAAAGAACUUCCCUCGCCUCAAAGAGUCUACAUGUCUAAUAUUUAGACAUGUUCAGCUUUGUGGAUAUUCGAUUGGCGCUGUUGCUCAGCGCAACGGUGCUUUUGGCAAGAGGACAAGGCGAGGAUGAUCGCACAGGUGGCAGCUGCACAUUGGACGGCCAGGUCUACAAUGACAGGGACGUCUGGAAACCAGAGCCAUGCCAAAUCUGCGUGUGCGACAGCGGCACCGUUAUGUGCGACGAGGUGAUCUGCGAGGACACGACCGACUGCCUCAACCCAGUGAUUCCCCACGACGAGUGCUGCCCCGUCUGCCCAGACGACGGUACGACGCCUUGAUUCUCACGCAACGUUUUUUCUUACUUUGGGCAAACAGAA
Sinocyclocheilus anshuiensis is the source of this 477-nucleotide messenger RNA. Its product is annotated as collagen alpha-1(I) chain-like. Bases 151 to 438 code for a protein of 95 amino acids. Lineage: Eukaryota; Metazoa; Chordata; Actinopteri; Cypriniformes; Cyprinidae. The record is from RefSeq and is a predicted model, not a curated record. Gene Ontology annotation, molecular function: BMP binding. Gene Ontology annotation, biological process: dorsal/ventral pattern formation; negative regulation of BMP signaling pathway. The transcript has 2 exons.